UUAAAGAGAGAAAUAAAUUACUUCAUAAUUAAUAUAUCAAAAGAUUUAUUAAUUAUUACUAAUAAUAGCACAUUAUGGAGAAGAUUAGAGUAGCUAAUAUAGCAAUUUUGGGCAUGACUAUUUGUUGCAUGAUCUUUUGCUUUAAUGUGGCUAAUGCUUCUGAUCCUAGUCUUCUUCAAGACUUCUGUGUGAGUGCAACUGAUCAUCAUUCCGCAGUGUUUGUCAAUGGGAAAUUCUGCAAAAAUCCAAACGACGUCAAAGUGACUGAUUUUUUGUUCAAAGGGUUUAAUAAGCCUGGAAAUACAAACAACCUUCAAGAAGCAUCCGCCACAAUCGUAGACGUUAACCUAUUCCCGGCACUUAACACACUAGGGGUCACCAUUGCUCGUGUAGACUUUGGGCCUUAUGGCCUAAACACUCCUCAUUUGCAUCACCGUGGAUCAGAGACUUUCGCGGUGAUGGAAGGAACCCUAUACGCGGGUUUUGUCACAUCCGAUAACAAACUCUUUGACACGGUAAUAACCAAGGGGGAUGUGAUUGCGUUCCCCCAAGGUCUAAUCCACUUCCAAAUGAACAUGGAUAACACACAUGCUUAUGCAAUAGCUGCAUUUGGUAGUCAAAACCCGGGAAGAAUUAAUGUUCCUAAUAGUCUCUUUGGAACUACACCGCGAAUUUUGGAUGAUGUUCUUACUAAGGGAUUUCAGGUGAGUGUGAUGGACAUCGAACGACUUCGAGCACAAUAUAAUAACACGUCCAUAGAUACCGGAAGAUCCAUUCUCAAGUUGCUAUCUGAACGUUCUUAUUAAUAGCCUUAAUCCAAAACCUAAAUAAGAUGUUUGUCCAUCAUAUUAUAUUCUAUCAUUAGAUUGAAUAUAAUCGAUAAUACGAAGUAAUUGGCAAUUACAAGCAUAACUAUGUAUUCCGUAAUACUUUUAACGUAUGUUAUGUUUUUUACUUGAGUUUGUCACCUACGUGCUCCGUUUGUAGUACGUAUGCUUGUAUUGUCUCUACAUGAGUAACAUGACUACAUGUAGUGUGUUCUGUAUGUUUCAAUAAUAAUAGACCGCAUUUUAAU
Messenger RNA from Chenopodium quinoa (quinoa), 1075 nucleotides. RefSeq names its product putative germin-like protein 2-1. Lineage: Eukaryota; Viridiplantae; Streptophyta; Magnoliopsida; Caryophyllales; Amaranthaceae. The record is from RefSeq and is a predicted model, not a curated record. The coding region runs from base 75 to 806 and encodes 243 amino acids. Gene Ontology annotation, cellular component: cell wall. Gene Ontology annotation, molecular function: manganese ion binding. The transcript has 2 exons.